Messenger RNA from Cucumis melo (muskmelon), 1288 nucleotides. Its product is annotated as soluble inorganic pyrophosphatase 4. Gene Ontology annotation, biological process: phosphate-containing compound metabolic process. Gene Ontology annotation, cellular component: cytoplasm. Gene Ontology annotation, molecular function: inorganic diphosphate phosphatase activity; magnesium ion binding. Lineage: Eukaryota; Viridiplantae; Streptophyta; Magnoliopsida; Cucurbitales; Cucurbitaceae. The record is from RefSeq and is a predicted model, not a curated record. Bases 260 to 901 code for a protein of 213 amino acids. The transcript has 9 exons.
UUGAAUUUUCAUUAUUUAAUUCGGGGUAGAAACUGGAGAAUUUUCGCUUUUGUCUGCUCUCUUCUUUCUCUCUCAUCUCUUUCAUUCCCUUUAAAAUGGCGUAAGAGGAAGAGAGCGGGAACGUGUAUCGUACAGCUUCUCUUUGCUUUCUCUCCUCUUCACCCUUUCCUCCCCUUCACAACCUCAAUCUCUUGCAUUGAGAUCUGCGCUUCCGUUUUCUGCCUUUCCAUUUCUCCUCUCAAGCUUUCAGGUUGCUGUUAUGGCUCCUUCAAAUGGAACAACAAACAAUGCCCAUCCUUCCCCACACCCACCAUUGAAUGAGAGAAUACUAUCAUCCAUGACUAGGAGAUCUGUUGCUGCACAUCCUUGGCAUGAUCUUGAAAUAGGACCUGAUGCUCCCAAGAUUUUCAAUUGUGUUGUUGAAAUAGGAAAGGGAAGCAAAGUGAAGUAUGAACUUGACAAAAAAACUGGUCUGAUCAAGGUCGAUCGGAUUCUUUACUCAUCUGUUGUGUACCCACACAACUAUGGCUUCAUUCCUCGAACUCUUUGUGAGGACAACGACCCCAUGGAUGUCUUGGUCAUCAUGCAGGAGCCAGUUCUUCCUGGAUGUUUUCUGAGGGCUAAAGCAAUAGGCCUCAUGCCUAUGAUCGACCAGGGUGAAAAAGAUGACAAGAUCAUAGCAGUUUGUGCUGAUGAUCCUGAAUAUCGUCACUACAAUGACAUCAAGGAGCUCCCACCGCAUCGAUUGGCUGAGAUUCGCCGCUUCUUUGAAGACUACAAGAAGAAUGAGAACAAGGAGGUAGCUGUGAAUGACUUUCUGCCAGCCGCUGAUGCCUUCAUGGCCAUCAAACACUCGAUGAAUCUCUAUGCAGACUACAUAGUGGAGAGCUUGAGGCGGUAGAGUCACACCUCAAGGCAAAUUGGUAAUAGUGAUUAACAUUCACAUCAUAUAAUAUAUAUAUAUAUAAUACAUUGGAAGCCUUCAUUCGAAGUUGAGGAAAGAGAUUAGUAUCUCUAUGGUUUUUGUCGAUAUGCAUGCUUUCAUACUUGGAAUUUACACUGCUUUGUGUUAGGAGGAAGAAAAAAGAUGAUGCCGAUAAAUUGAUUGUAUCAAUGAUUGAAUCAAAAUAUGUUACACAGCGAUCAUACUAGUCUUAGGGUAAUGGCUAUAUUUUUUAAUUUUUUUUUUCCUUUAAAAGUUAAAAAGUCUAUUGUAAUGAAUCAAUCUAAAUACUUCUAUAUUCUACUACUAGUCUUGGUGAGUUCCAUCACCAUAGUUCCUACUUCC